AUGACGACGACCAUGGACGUUUCACGAGUUUUGACCCGUUUUGCGCCGGCCGCGGCGCUGGUGUUUGCCCUGGCGACCGCCGCGACGGCCCAGCCGCCGGGCGGGUUUGGCGGUGGGCGGGGUGGUUUCGGCGGUCCUGGUGGCGGCCCCGGCGGCGGCAUCGGGAUGCUCCUCCGUUCUGACGAGGUCCGGGCUGAGCUCGAACUCGUCGACGACCAAGUCGAGAAACUGCAAGCGAUCGAAGAGGAGAUGCGCGACAAGAUCCGUGAGGAAAUGGGCGGUCGGCGCGGCGGCGGGCGGCCUGAUUUCGAGGCCAUGCGGGCCACUUUCGACGAGAUGCGGAAGGAAGUGGAGACCAAGCUCGGUGAAGUCCUCACCACCCAGCAGAUGGACCGCCUCCGCCAGAUCGAGACCCAGCAGCAGAUCAACAACGGCGGCGCCCGCUCGCUGAUGAACGGCCCGCUGGCCGACAAGCUCGGCCUGACCGACGAGCAGAAGCAGCAGAUGCGUGAGAAAGCUCGGGAGGUUGAGGCCGCCAUGCGGGAGAAGAUGGCCGCUGCCCGUGCCGAGGCCCGCGAAGAGCUGCUGACAGUCCUCACCAGCGAGCAACGGGCGACGCUGGAGGAGAUGACCGGCACGCCCUUUUCCAUGAGCGAGCAGCCGCAGUUCGGCGGCCGCGGCGGCUUCGACCGCGGAGAUCGGGGUGGCCGUCGUGGCGACCGCGAAGGGGCUCUCCGACCCCCAUUUACCUGCGGAAAGACAAGCGUGGACUCGGUCGCCGUCCUGCUGAAACACAACGUCCUCUCUCAAGAGCGGGCCGACGAGCUCCGUGCGCUCAACGGAGAGGCCGGCGGCAAGCCGCUCCAUGAGGUCGCCGUGCAGCGGGGCUACGCCGCCGAGGAGGACGUCUUGACCGCCCUGGGGUCGGAGAUCGGCGCCGAGUUGAUCGACCUCAACCACUGCCAGCCCGACCUGUCGCUGCUCGACGCGUUCCCACAGCGGCUGAUGCACCGCCACGGGAUGUUCCCCGUCAGCCGCCAAAAUGGCACGCUCUCAAUCGCCACGAGCGACCCGCUCGACUUCGAGGCGCUCGACGAAAUCGGCGCCAUCACGGGUCUCUCGAUCGAGCCGCUCCUGGCGACCCGCCGGCAGAUCGCCGAACGGCUGAAGGCCCACCUAGGCGUCGGCAGCGAGACGGUCGAAGGCCUGGUAGCCGCCCGGCAGGCAGAGAGCGGCGUUGAGCUGCUCGAAGAAAUCGACGCCGAAGCCGCCGAACUCGCCGAGGGCGCCCAAGAGGCGUCCGUCGUCCGGCUGGUGAACGAGAUCCUGCUCGAGGCGAUCCAGACCCGCGCGUCGGACGUUCAUAUCGAGUCCGAGGCGGUCGGCAUCCGCAUCCGCUACCGCAUCGACGGCCUCCUCGUUGAACAGCCCACCCCGCCGGAGAUCAAUCACUUCCGCGCCGCGAUUACCAGCCGCCUGAAGAUCAUGGCGCAUCUGAACAUCGCGGAAAAACGCCUCCCGCAAGACGGCCGCAUCAAGCUGCGUGUCGAAGGCCGCGAGGUCGACGUGCGUGUUUCGGUGAUCCCGAUGAUCCACGGCGAAGGGAUCGUCAUGCGUCUGUUGGACAAGGGACGCAUGAAGUUCUCGCUGGCGUCCCUUGGCAUGGGCGAGGUGCUCGACGACAAGCUCAACGAACUGAUCCGCGCGCCCCACGGCAUUAUCCUCGUCACCGGUCCGACCGGUUCCGGCAAGACGACGACGCUCUACAGCGCCCUCACCGAGAUCAACGACGAAAACACCAAGAUCAUCACGACCGAAGACCCGGUCGAGUAUCAGCUUCCCGGCAUCGCGCAGAUCCAGGUGCACCCGAAGAUCGGCCUGACGUUUGCCGCGUCGCUGCGUUCGAUCUUGCGUCACGACCCGGACGUGGUGCUCGUCGGUGAAAUCCGCGACCACGAGACCGCCGAGAACGCCAUCCAAGCGGCCCUAACUGGUCACUUGGUGUUCAGCACCCUACACACCAACGAUGCGCCGAGCGCCUACACACGGCUCAUCGACAUGGGGAUCGAGCCGUUCCUCGUCGCCAGCACGAUCGAGGCGGUGAUGGCCCAGCGGCUCGUGCGUCGCCUCUGCGGCAAGUGCCGCGAAGCUUACACGCCCACCACCGAUGAUCUGCCGCAUGACUUUCCGUGGGACGAGUUCGAAGCGGCGGGCGGUCAGCUGUUCCGCGCUAAGGGUUGUCGCGCGUGCCGUGAACUGGGCUAUACCGGCCGUCAAGGCAUCUUCGAGCUGUGCGAAACCACCGACCCCGUCCGGCAGCUAGCGCACGACCGCGCAAGCAGCUGGGAGAUCCGUAAAGCGGCCCUCUCCUCGGGCAUGCGCACGCUGCGUCAAGACGCCUGGCGUCAAUGCAUCGCCGGCGUGACGACCGUCGAUGAGGUUGUGCGCGAUGAACCGGAUCGACGUGAUGUUUUUCUAAUCAUGCAGUUCUUCAACAUUCAUUUUGCCUACACCGCCCGCAGUCUCGCCGGCGAGCUCCUCACGGGGACGCUCAGCGCUGGGUCUGCGCGCGAGGCGAUGGCUCAGCUUUCGGCUAAGGAUCUUUUUCCGGUAAAGGUUGAGGCAGCGAAGGGCUCUAUCACCGCUGGGGCUGGUGGAUCGAUUAGCGUGCCGACGGCGAAGGUCACGCCGGUUUAUAGCCAACUGUCGGCGUUGUUGAGGAGCGGCGUGCCGCUCUUGCGAUCGCUAGCGGUCGUGAAGGAUCAGGCGUCGCACAAGGCGCUCAAAGCCGUGCUAGAAGACGUCUACGGCCAAGUCGAGCAGGGCUCGAGCCUCGCCGAAGCGAUGGCCCGCCACCCGCGGGCGUUCGGGGAAUUGGCCGUCAGUAUGAUCCGCGCGGGCGGAGAAGGCGGCUUCCUCGAAGACGCCCUGGACCGCGUCGCGGCGUUCACCGAGCAACAAGCUGAGCUUCGCGGCAAGGUCGUCGGCGCCUUGGCGUAUCCCGUGAUCCUGUCGGUGAUCGGCGUGCUUGUGGUGACGGGACUCGUGGUCUUCGCGGUGCCGAUGGUUUCGGAGAUCUUCGAUAAGAUGCGCCAACGAGGCGAGCUUCCGUGGGUCACCGACGCGCUGCUCAACCUCAGCGAUUUUCUCGGCCGCUAUGGCAUCCUGGUGCUCGCGGCGCUGGGCGGCAUCGGGUAUGGCGUGUCGAAGUGGAUGGUGACGCCGCGCGCCCGCGACAUCAUCGACCGCGUCCGCAUCAACACCCCGGUGUUUGGUCCGAUCAGUCGCAGCCUUUCGGUCGCGCGGUUGUGCCGCGUGUUGGGAACGCUCCUCAAGGGGGGCGUGCCGAUCGUCCGCGCGCUGGAUAUCGCGGCCGACUCCGCCGGCAAUCGCGUCUUGUCGGGAGUCGUGCGUGACGCAGCGGAGAAUAUCAAGUCGGGCGAGUCGCUCGCCGCGCCGCUCGGCGCCAGCGGAGACUUCCCGCGCGACGUUUGCGAGAUGAUCGCCGUCGCCGAACAAUCCAACAGCCUCGAGACCGUUCUCGAACAGGUAGCGAAUAACCUCGAACGCGCCACGUGGCGUAAGAUCGAACUCGCGGUGCGGCUCAUCGAGCCGUUGAUGCUGGUGCUCCUAGCGAGCGCCGUCUUGGUGGUGGUGAUCGCGCUACUGAUGCCAAUCAUCAACGUUUGCAUGGAUAGGCGUAAGAGAAUGACCUUGAGAAGCAAGCGGCGUGCUCUGGCGGCGUUUACGCUGCUGGAGGUCUUGCUGGUGCUGGUGAUCCUGGUGGUGCUGGGCUCGAUGGCGACGCUUGCCAUCACUGGGCAGCAGGACAAAGCGGACCGCAACUCGGCGAAGGCCCAGGUGCAGUUGCUGAGCCGCACCAUCGAGACGUAUCGCUUCGAUAUGAAGAAGAUGCCGGAGUCGCUCGAGGACCUCGUCGAGAAGCCCAGUGACUCGAAGAUGGCGGACCGUUGGGCGGGCCCGUACCUGAACAAGAAGUCGAUCCCGCUCGACCCGUGGGACAACGAGUACAAGUACGAGGCGAAGGACAACACCGCUAGGGUUUGGUCGGUGGGACCCGACGGCAGCGACGGGACCGAUGACGAUGUCACGUCCGAAGAUGAGGCUUGA
This is a messenger RNA of Symbiodinium sp. CCMP2456, 4131 nucleotides long. The record is from the annotation of a GenBank genome assembly. Lineage: Eukaryota; Dinophyceae; Suessiales; Symbiodiniaceae.